AAAGUUUGCAAUCACAUGAUCAUCAAAAUGGCAGAUGAUGCGAAAUGCUUUCAGGCCCUCUUGAAUGGAUUAGCUAAAAGAAAUUAUUACGGGGUUAAGGAACUUACAGAUGAUGUGCUGAAGGAAGAGAUUUAUCCUGAACUUGGUCAAGAAGAAUUCAAUCGCUUGAAUUCAAAAUGCACAGGUUUACUCAAGAACCUCGUCUCAGCCGACAUGGACAUGACGCAGCUGGAAGCUUUCCUCACGGCUCAGAUGAAGAGAAAGGAAGGGGGCAUGAGUGAGGAGCAGGCCGCGGUGAUGAGAAAGUUCUGGAAGGGCAACAAGGCCAAGAUCCACGACAGCAUCGUCUCUCAGACCAUGUGGGGCAAUUCCCUGCAGAAAGUUUCCUGGAGGGUGGACCUCAAGUCUCAGUCCAUGACCGAGGAGCAGAUCAAUACCCCAACCGCCAUCAUGGAGCUGCAGGUCGCCGACAAUCUCAACAAGCAAAGGAAUGCCGAGGUCAUCAGGUUUGAGCUGGACGAGGACAAAGUGGCAGAAAUGUUGAGCAACAUGAGGGAGAUAGACGCUCAGAUCCACAAGUAUACGGGGAAAUAGAGUGUGUGUGUGUGGGUAUGUGUGUGUGUGUAUGUAUGGGUGUGUGUGAGUGAGUGUGUGUGUGUUACUGGUAACUUGAACAUUAGCUGAAGUGAAAAGUUUGAUUAGAACAGAAUGAUGGAAAUCCCUGGUCAUGUUAUCUUUAUGUGAAGCCUCAGUGAGUGUAGAGUAUAAGUGUGGUAUAUGAGUGAGUGUAGAAGUCUGAAGUAUGAGAUAGUGUAUAAGUCUGAAGUAUGAGAUAGUGUAUAAGUCUGAAGUAUGAGUGAGUGUAGAAGUCUGAAGUAUGAGAUAGUGUAUAAGUCUGAAGUAUGAGUGAGUGUAUAAGUCUGAAGUAUGACUUGUGUAUAAAUUAUAUACCUGCGUUAAUAAAUUAUUCAGUGGAACAAGGAA
This is a messenger RNA of Aplysia californica (California sea hare), 984 nucleotides long. Its product is annotated as COMM domain-containing protein 1. Gene Ontology annotation, cellular component: endosome. Lineage: Eukaryota; Metazoa; Mollusca; Gastropoda; Aplysiida; Aplysiidae. The coding region runs from base 16 to 594 and encodes 192 amino acids. Gene Ontology annotation, biological process: negative regulation of sodium ion transmembrane transport; copper ion homeostasis; regulation of proteasomal ubiquitin-dependent protein catabolic process. The transcript is spliced from 3 exons. The record is from RefSeq and is a predicted model, not a curated record.